Messenger RNA from Monopterus albus (swamp eel), 1907 nucleotides. Its product is annotated as tubulin beta chain-like. The coding region runs from base 172 to 1542 and encodes 456 amino acids. Gene Ontology annotation, biological process: microtubule-based process. NCBI's taxonomy places the organism in Eukaryota, Metazoa, Chordata, Actinopteri, Synbranchiformes, Synbranchidae. Gene Ontology annotation, molecular function: GTP binding; structural constituent of cytoskeleton; GTPase activity. The record is from RefSeq and is a predicted model, not a curated record. The transcript has 5 exons. Gene Ontology annotation, cellular component: microtubule.
GCUGUGUGUCGCGUCAUCUGACCAGCAGCACGUUUAUCUAUUUCUCCGGCUCAACACUCGCCCUAGAAAAGAGGCAAGUUCUGAUUUUGGGAAACACAGCGACAAGAGACUGAGGAUUGGACGCUGGUGAAGUCGAAACAGGACGUUCUUUUCCCGCAUCCGCAGCGCACCAUGAGGGAAAUUGUUCACAUCCAGGCAGGGCAGUGUGGAAACCAAAUUGGGGCGAAGUUUUGGGAGGUGAUAAGUGAUGAGCAUGGCAUCGAUCCCACUGGUAGUUACCAAGGUGACAGUGACCUACAGCUGGAGAGAAUAAAUGUCUACUACAACGAGGCAUCAGGGAGUACAGGCAGCAAAUAUGUCCCCCGUGCCAUUCUUGUGGACCUGGAGCCAGGAACCAUGGAUUCAGUUCGCUCUGGCCCAUUUGGACAGCUAUUCAGACCUGACAACUUUGUUUUCGGUCAAAGUGGGGCAGGAAAUAACUGGGCCAAGGGUCACUACACCGAGGGAGCUGAACUGGUGGACUCGGUACUGGAUGUCGUGAGGAAGGAGUCUGAGAACUGCGACUGCCUCCAGGGCUUUCAGCUUACACAUUCACUGGGUGGAGGUACAGGCUCAGGAAUGGGCACACUGCUCAUCAGCAAGAUCCGUGAGGAGUACCCUGACCGCAUCAUGAACACCUUCAGCGUCAUGCCAUCCCCAAAGGUGUCUGACACUGUGGUGGAGCCCUACAACGCCACUCUCUCUGUCCACCAGCUGGUGGAAAACACAGAUGAGACCUUCUGCAUUGACAAUGAGGCUCUGUAUGAUAUCUGCUUCCGCACACUGAAGCUGACCACACCUACAUACGGAGACCUCAACCACUUGGUAUCAGCCACCAUGAGUGGAGUGACCACCUGCCUCCGUUUCCCUGGCCAACUCAACGCUGACCUCCGUAAACUGGCCGUCAACAUGGUGCCCUUCCCCCGUUUGCAUUUCUUCAUGCCAGGAUUUGCGCCUCUCACAAGCCGGGGUAGUCAGCAGUAUCGUGCCCUCUCUGUGUCAGAGCUCACACAGCAAAUGUUCGAUGCUAAGAACAUGAUGGCGGCCUGUGACCCUCGUCACGGGCGCUACCUCACUGUGGCAGCCAUCUUCCGUGGCCGUAUGUCAAUGAAGGAAGUGGAUGAGCAGAUGUUGAGUGUGCAGAACAAAAAUAGCAGCUAUUUUGUUGAAUGGAUUCCAAACAAUGUCAAAAUCGCUGUUUGCGACAUUCCUCCUCGUGGUCUCAAGAUGUCCGCCACCUUCAUUGGCAAUAGCACGGCCAUCCAGGAGCUGUUCAGGAGGCUCUCUGAACAGUUCACAGCCAUGUUUCGUCGCAAGGCCUUCCUCCACUGGUACACUGGAGAGGGAAUGGAUGAGAUGGAGUUCACUGAGGCUGAGAGCAACAUGAAUGACCUGGUGUCUGAGUAUCAGCAGUACCAGGACGCCACAGCUGAUGAGAUGGGGGAAUAUGAAGAUGAUGAAAUAGAGGGUGAGGACGAAGGCCGUCAUGAUGUUCACCACUGAUUAUCAAACACUGACCCGACAAACAGAGUGAACCACUCCCUCCAAAUACUAGUAAUUGUUGUUGGACAGUGCACUGUGAUCAUAAGAAGCCCGCCAGAGAUGCAGAUGUUAAGCUACCUUUUCCAGUGUGCAGAUCAUGUUGAAAUAUAGCUGUUUAGCAAAAACUGUGCUGCGUAUAGGUAUGACUUAUACUAAAGAUCAUGAGUGGCUUUAGAUUUUAAACGUAUGCAAAUAUUAUUUGCUUUUCCAAGUCAUGCUUUGCCAAUGUCAACAAGGAAUUGCUGUCUUGUCCUGGACACAGUUUUGUAAUAUUUACUUAAACAUGCAUUCACUCAUCUUAUGAAUAAAAGAUCCAGUCCUGUCAA